Wasmannia auropunctata (little fire ant) is the source of this 557-nucleotide messenger RNA. RefSeq names its product cytochrome P450 4C1-like. The record is from RefSeq and is a predicted model, not a curated record. The coding region runs from base 13 to 531 and encodes 172 amino acids. The transcript is spliced from 5 exons. NCBI's taxonomy places the organism in Eukaryota, Metazoa, Arthropoda, Insecta, Hymenoptera, Formicidae. Gene Ontology annotation, molecular function: monooxygenase activity; iron ion binding; heme binding.
GAAAGCGAAAAUAUGACAAAGUCCUUGAAACAAACGGGAGGCGCAGUUAUAAAAGAUUUAGUACCGUUCGUUAGUCAAUAUACGCUAAAUGCAAUAUGUGAAACUGCUAUGGGUACUUCAUUAGAAAAUCAUGGUGCAGUUCAGGAACAGUAUCGGAAAGCGGUUAUACGCAUGAGUGAAAUUUAUAUUUAUAAAUUAACGUGGCAAUGGCUGUACCCCACGGAUUGGAUAUUCUCGUUAACGUCAAUAGGCAGAGAGCAAACAAAGGUUCUGAAAAUAUUACAUGGAUUUACUGAAAAGAUUAUUGCCGAGAGAAAACUUUAUCAUGAACGCACGAAUGGUCAAUACUUGAAAAACCUUGAUGAGUCAGCAAAAGCAGAUGACGCAGAAGCAAUUGGAACACAGAAAAAGCGGCUUGCGAUGUUAGAUCUUUUAAUAGCGGCAUCUCGUGAAGGUUUGCUGACUGAUUCAGAUAUUAGGGAAGAAGUCGACACUUUUAUGGUUGCGGUAUAUAUUUGUAAUUUCUCUUGACUUUUUAUAUAAUUAUUUGGUAUGUA